GAAAGAGAGAGAGAAGGAAGCUUUGCUGAAUGGGGAAAACAGAGGAAUGGCUCAGUUUUAGGAGGGUACCACUUGCUCAAAAUCAGCAUUUCUGCUACCGAUUUGUUUUCCCUUCUUGACUUCCAGAGCCAUAUUUUCUCUUGACAAUGAUGAUUUCAACUUUCCAACAUUACUGAUAGAUGCACUGAAUUUAGAACACAUUUCAACUCAGAAGAGAUGUUGGAUGUUUCCUAAUCAGUUCUUCGUGGGUCAAAGAUGGGGAUUCAAAGAAAAUCUCUUAAACAGCAAAAGACAUGCAUCUAAGACUGAGUAUGGGCAAAACAAUACAAGCAGAAUCUUUAAGGUCAACACUCAGAUUAGCCAUGAAAAUGGAGUAAAUUGCAUUCAUCUGCCAAGAUAUUUAGGCGUGACUCAGUGGUCCUGGGAUCAUAACACCCCACAGUACUUAUCUUCAGAGAUUAACUUGAAACAGACUUUCCCAUCAGUGCUUGGUCUCUUUAAUCUGCAUUGCAUUCCAACGUGCCCUUCACCUCCCAUCAUGCCAACCUUACCAGAAGAUGUCAGACAGCCAACUGAGACACAGCAUGCAAAUUUGCCUUCUCUUGUCAAAGACUCCUCUGCUGAUGCAGCUACAUGCAACACACCUUCAAUAAUUCUUCCAGAGUGUGCCGUUAGACCAGUUACAGACAGAGAGACAAAUGUAGCUCUCAGGUCUGUUAGCCCUCAUCUGCGGCAUUCUAACAGAAAUGCUAGAAAAUCAGCAAGCUCUUUGACUUCUGUAGAUAAUGAAGGUCAUGUAAUUGACCUCCUAAAUGACCAACUGCCGGAUAUACAAAUAUCUGAUGAAGAUAAAAAGAAGAACAUCGAACUAUUAGAAGAAGCAAAGAAGGUGAGUGAGAGGUUCCUCACACGUAGAGGAAGAAAAUCAAGAAGCAGCCUUUCGGAAUCACCCACAGCUUUAUCCCCAUCACUAAGCCCCAGUGUUUCACCUGCAUUGUCUCGGAGCAACUCGUUGACUCUUCCAAAUCCAACAGAUUCUGAUAUAUGCACGUCCAUUGUUGAAUCAGUGCCUCCAUUGCAGAAUCCCACAAAAGGAAUAUCUAAUCGAAAGGAGAAUGAUCAGAGAAAAGCUUCUCAGGGAAGAGUGGUUCCUCACACAGCUGGUUUGGAAAGUCCAAAGGAGAAGCUGUCUGAACAAAAGGAGAACUUUGACCCACAUAAACACAUGGAUGAUCUGUCCCAAUUCUGCACUUCAGAUUCUAACACUGGGAAAAUAUCUCUAAGUAGCAGCAAGAACUUCUGUGAAAAUGAAUUAGGGAAAGAAUUCCCUAAAAAAAAUAAAGGAAAUGACUCUCCAUUCAAAGGUCAUUUACAUGGGCCAGGAAUAAUUGCCCUGGGCACAAAGUUAAAGGGCUCAGCACCACUUCUGAAGGAUUCCAAAGUUUCUUGCAAAACUGAACUUCAUACAUCUAGUAAUCGCUCUCCUCUGCUCCGAGCUAUGUCAUGGGAUCAUGCAGAACCAUGUGAUAUAGAAAAAGCACCUUUCAGACCAUCUGAAGAUACUAAAAACUGUGCUACGAGUAAUCAGUCUGAUAAUAUACCAACUAAGGUUCCACCGUUCAAAGACCUUCAGAUACAAGUUCAGCCAGUUCGAAUGCAGAAACUGACAAAGCUCAGAGAGGAGCACAUAUUGAUGCGAAAUCAAAAUUUAGUUGGACUUAAACUUCCUGAUCUCAGUGAAGCUGCUGAACAGGAAAGAGGGUCUUCACCAAUUCCUUUCUCAAUGGAGGAGGAGGAGUCAAAGAAUAGAUGUGACGUCAUGCCCAACGUUCCUGACACUCUUUUACGAAAACUUCGUGUACAUACACCACUUUCAGGAAGUUCUCCUCCACUUACUGAAAGAGAGGUUGAGAAUGUAUUUGUACAACUUUCAUUGGCGUUCAGAAAUGAUAGCUAUACUUUGGAAUCAAGAAUUAACCAGGCUGAAAGGGAGAGAAAUCUUGCUGAAGAAAAUACAGAGAAGGAAUUAGACAACUUUAAAGGAGCAGUUACGUCUUCAGCUUCCUUGUGGCAUCACUCUGAACACAGAGAUAUGUACCAGAAGUUGUUGGAAGACAUUGCUGUGCUUCAUCGUUUGGCUUCAAGACUGUCCAGUCGGGCUGAAAUGGUUGGAGCUGUUCGUCAGGAGAAACGUAUGUCAAAGGCCACUGAAGUUAUGAUGCAGUAUGUAGAGAAUUUAAAGAGAACAUAUGAAAAGGAUCAUGCUGAGCUCAUGGAGUAUAAGAAACUUGCUAAUCAGAAUUCUAGCAGAAGCUAUGGUUCUCCAGAUGAUGGUGUGCCCCGUACAUCUAGAUCCAUGUCUCUUUCUAUUGGAAAGAUGCCUCGAAGGAGAGUCAGUGUUGCUGUUGUUUCAAAAUUUGAGCUUCCAGGCCAGUCACCUAGCCAAUCUCCCGUACCUUUGGUGUCAUCUUCCCUGUCUGAAUCAUCAAAUGGAAGAAGCAAUCUGACAUCAACUCCAGGCUUACCUGUAGUUAUAGAGAAUGGAAAACCAAAUAGUGACCUGGAUUGUGAACACCCUCCUUCAGCAUCAGCAGUAGGUGGCCUGGAAGAGAUCAGCCCAGAGGCAAAAGCCAAGAUAGAAGAGGAGGCUUACAACAAAGGCUAUCAAGAAGGCCUAAAGAAAACCAAGGAAAGUGAAGAGCUGAAAGAGGACAAUGAAGAGAAAAUGCCUGAAAAGCCCAAGGGAUUUUUGGCCAUGGAAACUGAUGAUAAGAUUAGCAAGCCACAGAGCAAACUUGAAGUUGUUAUCCAUUAUGUACAGAUACUGUAUCCCAAACUGCAUAAACACUGGAAUGUGCUCUGGAUUGUAGCAGCCAUUAUUAUAAUUUUUGCAAUAGUGCUGGGGACCUCCAGUUUAUACAAUUACUUCUUCUCCUAUACGGAGGGGUCAGAUGGACCCCAAGUGAAACCUGCCUGUUCUGCUGCCCAUCAGUAUUCUUGGGGGAAUUCAGGACUACAACAUGACCAGUGCACAGAGUAACAAAAUCAUGCCUGGGGGAAAAAGCCAUUGAUGAGACACCAGGAAGCACCUAUUUUGAAACUUGAGAUGAACAAAGCAGAGUACUGUCACUCCCGUGGUGGUUAAAUGUAGUCAUUAACCCACUGCUUCAUUUCUUUUCUGUCAUCAGUUUUGUGAAUGCAUUGUGAUUUUUAAUUAACCAGACGCACCAGCCAAUAAAUCUGUUUUCUCUGUUAUGGUAAUUGUUAUUUGAAUGAUGUGCCUGAGUAGCAGAAUAAUUAUAUGGGAAAUACAAAGAUAGCAGUUGAUCAAAAACUGGGAUAGAGAAGUUCCUCAGUGGAAUAUAAAUUCCAGUCCUUCUAAAGAAUGUCACAACAGCCUUCCUGCUAUAUAAAUGUCAGCAUUAAUUCUUCCUAUACAUUUCAGUUUGGCACUGUUCAAUAACAUCUUAGAGAUCUGCAUUUGACUUCACAAUUAUAGGGAUGAACUAAUGGUAAAACUGCAAAAUACUGAUACGUUGGUUACGAGCAGAUUCCAUACUUAUGAGACAAGUCCCUUGCUACCCUCACCACAAAAAUAGGUGAAAUAUAGACUGGAAGCAUGUGUUUUUGUUAUUCUUUUUUUAAGAUGAAACCUUACAAGAACUACAUACAUAAAGUUCUACCAUGUUCCAGUAAGAUGAAAUAGUGUCGUAGCAAUGGUUAGGUUCACAGAUCAUACUAAGCCAUAUUUAUUUUAUUAUACUUUAUUGAAUAAACCACAGUCAGCAGGAUUUGCACACUUCUGCCCCAAAGUGAUUUACUAACCAAGUCACUUUUUGGUUAGUACUAAUGUGAAAGAGUUCUGCUGUUGAGGUGUGAACAGCAUUUUCAAACAUAAUAAUCACGUAUACUAACUUAGCAUACACGAUAUGCUAAGAUGAAAACAAAUCAAAUUUUGCUUAGAGCAUUUGUGAACCCAGUCAAUAUGUUGCACGUAUCACAGUUUGUAGAACAAUUGCCUUAUAAGUACAGCAACCUUGAAGAACUAUAUUUCACAUGAAGUGUGAGGGUGAGCAAGGCAAGGAUCUGUGAGCUUUAAAUGACAAAUUGGAACACUCUUACAAGGUACUAAUCAAUUGAAUAAAGUACUUAAUAUUUCCUCCCCCAUUUUUGUUCCUUCAGAACAGCAAAGUAGCAGCUAAGAUCUUAAACCCAAACUAAAGUAGCUUAAGAAAGUGUUUUUCAGGAAGAAUGUGAAAAUUUGCAUAAUCUUCAUUCUCUUUCUCCUGGUGAACCUCUGUUUAUCCAAGGUCUUUUUCCCACAAAAAACUAGGCCAUGAUUUGAUUUGGCUUUGGCUUAGUAUGAUCAAUGAGCCCGCCUAUUAUGGCUUAUCAUUAUAUACACAUCAGGCUGACGUUUGUUUCUGAUUUUUUAAAAAUCAUGAUUAUUAUGUAUGAAAAUGCUGUUAACACCCCAACAGCAGAACUCUUUCACAUUCUGUAAUGAACAUAUACAAUUAAAACUAAAUGUUUGGAAUGAAAGAAAGCCUCCUAGUAAGUUGGCAGAAGAUGCUGUGCGGUAUAUGCCUUCUGCUCCUUGGAAUCAGAAUAGAGGGUUUUUGUUCUUGAAGAUAUAAAUAGAUUUCCUGACACAAUUCAAGUUAGGAGAUAACAAACUGCAAGCAUAAGCUCACAUAAAUAAAAGUCAACCGGAUAGCAGGAUUUGCUUCCAAAUAGAACUGCUUAAGAUCAGGGUGAAAGAAUGGCUGCGGUUCAGGCAUUCCUUUCUGGUUCAUUUCAGCUACCGGAAUGCAAACAGCCCCCAGAAUAUAUUUUUACUAUUCAUAAAGUUAUUUCUUGGCAAAAGCAUGAUGUAUGCUGAGAUCACACUAGAUUAGCCUUUCUCCCAAUUUUAUUUGGCAUUCUUGGGUGUUUGAAAGGGACUAUCUGACAAACACAGGAUAUGAACUUUUCCUUGAAGUGUAUGUGUAAGUGAGGUUCUGUUCUACCUCAGGAUGAGUGACCUGUGGUCCAAGGCUAGUAUGCAGCUUGCAAUCCCCAGAAUCCCCCAGAUGGUGCCACCAAUCCAGAAUGAAAAAACAGGCAAGUUCUAGCAGCAUUGCCGGGGGGGGGGGGCUUUGUUUUGCCCCCAAAGCUGCUUAAUGGGUAUGUCAAACCUCUAUAAGGCUUAAAGUACUUAUUUUGUACCUUCAAAUUUUCCAAAUUUGGAAAAACAGAUAAUUGGACAGAAAACAUUUGGCCCUGUCACCCACAAUAUCAUCAGAAUGUUCCUGCAGCCUUCAGGCUGAAGCACAUCACAAAGUGCAGAUUCUAUUUGGGAAAAAAGUCCCCCGCUCUGUUCUGUGCCUUGAGAAGCACAAUGACACAGAGCCUAUGGUGAAAUUUUGCCCCAGGUUACUGGUCAGCUGUCUUUCAAUAUAACAAGCAGGAAAUAGAUGUGAAAUUGUUUGAAAUAGAAGCUUUUCCCAGGGAUAAUUUGCAUGUUUUAUGUUAAGUAGUUUUGAGUAAUAAGUGAAGUGGCUCCCGCUGAUGCUCAACACAACCGUGUGUAUAUUUUUAGCAUUGCAUAAAUCUCUAAAUGGCUCUGGGUGGAUGAAAUAAUGGUAUUGAGCAUGUUCAGUAAGGCUAGUGAGAAUGUGUAUCAUUUGCUGUCAAACUGGAAGGGGGAAAGAAAGAGUCUAAGGAAUCAAAUCAACGGUUGCCUUUUGAAUCAAGUAACUUCACAAUAAGUAGCUACAAGACAGUUUUCAUUCUAGUGUAAGAAAAAAAGGUAUUGAAAUGCUUCAUACACAAAAUGUUAAGCAUACUUACUCUUAUAUUCAACCAAGAAAUUAGGAAUUAAUGGGCUAAUAAAAAACUCAAAGCAAUGGUGAACAAUUAAUUCAUCCUAGAGAGUGGAAUAUUAUAUUCAAGAUGAAUUAAUGACUUUGCAAAACAAAGUACUGAGAUAAAUAGUUCUUUUUAUCCAGACCAUUACUUUUUCAUAAAUAGGAUUUGAAGUCACCUAUAAUUAUAAUGUUUAAUAAUGGCUCAUUAAUGGUUAUUGGCAGCUUGAAAAAGAAAUCAAUAACCAUUUUUUCUGAAAAAUAAUUUUUAAAAACCAGAGCCUUUGUUUCGUCACAGUAUCAUAACAUAGACAUUUGUAUAUUUUCAAAUUCAUAGGAUUUAUACACCUACUGAGAGUAGAUCAUCUUACUCCAUUUGCCAGGUGCUGUUUCAAGGUCUGGUUGGUUGGAUUUUUUUUUCCUGAAGUGCAAUAUUUAUUUAUUUGGCUUUAACAAGACACAUUUGUUUCUUGUGCACAGCACUGAUGUUUUUAAGUAGGAGGAAUUCAAGAGUCACUAUCUGUUGUUUAAAUCCUGUAAGACUUUGCACAGGUGUGCUAGUAUUGUACUGUAUAGCAUCACAUACUUGAGAUUUGGAAAUAAAAAUAUUGUU
Messenger RNA from Python bivittatus (Burmese python), 6459 nucleotides. RefSeq names its product inositol 1,4,5-triphosphate receptor associated 1 (gene IRAG1). Lineage: Eukaryota; Metazoa; Chordata; Lepidosauria; Squamata; Pythonidae. The record is from RefSeq and is a predicted model, not a curated record.